AUUCUCACCCUCCACUGAGGGUCAGUGCAUUGGGAACCCCCUCCGCCCCAGGCUUUCGCCAGUCCAGGGCCUGGGAGCCCACUGUGCCCACCCUGUUUCCAUGACCGUGCUGAGAGUUUCCAGCAUGGGCCAGGGGCCCGGGACAGGCCAGCACCAGGAGCCAGGCAGCGGCCAGCUCACCUUAAGCUGGGGAGGAUGCUGGGCGGCCGAGCAUGGGGCUGUGGACCCGGGGCUGCCCCGUGAAAGCACCAUCUGGCCCCAGGGCAGGCGGUGACGGAGGCUCAGCAGCUCUGCCUUCACUCCCGGCCCUGCUGCCAUGUCCGCCUCAGUCAUGGUGAUGCUUCCCGCCUGCCAGGGGGACAUGAUCCAGCCCCACCCUAAAGAGAGCCAGAGGCAGUGCCCCGUCUCCCUCGGGGCCCCGGGGGGACCGGCGUUCCGGAGGGCCAGCACCAAGUCCGGCCGUGUUUGUGCCGACUUAGGUUGUGUCUGCCUCUCUCCCCCAAGGGAAGGCAGGCUCUGUCCACUGGUGGCCGAAGAUGAUGCCAUGGCGGCCGUGAGGUGGCCCGAGUGCCCCCGGGAGGCAGGCGCCCUGCGGGGAUCUCCCCCCACAGCCUGGUCUGACUACACUGAGGAGCCUGGCCAACGGAGGCAGGCCUGCAGCGUCCCCAUGUGGUUGACCGACGAGGAGGCCAAGGAUGGGGACAGCUCUGUGUCGUCGGGCCGCCUCUCCGGCUCCUCGGGGGGCCACGACUCGUGCACCCCGCCCCACAGGACUUGGACCGAGAGGGCCCCCCAGGUGCCGAGGCCCCUGCGGCAGCCGAGAGAGAGCAACCCCCGACUGGAGCAGCUGAGGGACAAGAUCCGGGCCCAGGCCCAGCGGCAGGCGAGCUGUGCUUCGCUGGGCACCUCGACACCCUCCAGCGCCUCACACCUCAACAAGGCCCCCACGCCAGCGCCCCGGAGGAAGGCCCGAAAGCCACCAAACCCCGCUCCAGCCCCAGCCUACCCAGGCAUCCUGAGUGGGACUGAAAGUGGAGUCGAAGAGAAGGCGACCCCCGGCCAGGGGCGUGAGACCUCCCGGGUCUCCCAGCACCAGGCCUCAGUUGCACAGGAUAAAACCAAAAGGAUGAAAAGUAGUUCUUGCAAAACAGAGAAGGCCCCCAAGCCGCCUGCCCCUAGGAGAGCUGCCAAAGACACAGAUUCUGAGUUGGUUGGUGUUCAUGCCUGGAGGAAAGGACAAGCUCUGGUGAGGGUGCUGCUGGGGCCCCCACCUGCCCUCCCCAGGCUCCAGAGCAAGGCCCCCUCGAGAGACCAGGCCCCCGUCGCAGAGUUAGAUCACAGCAAGAAGGUUGGAGCCCCCAAGAGCUCCCCUGUCCACCCCCAGAUGCCAAGUCCAGCCUCCAUCCGCAGUGACCCGCAGAUGCCUGCAGCCAACGUACCCACCCUGGCUUCCCGUGAUCCACCCGUGAACGUCCAGGCUGCUAUGGCGGUCCUUCGAGACCUCCGCCAGCAAAUCCAGGCCCGGCUGGAGCUGGCCCGGUCCCGCCACCCGAGCCGAAGGCUGGAGCUGCACAGCCUGGCAGGGAGGAGGCAGCCAAGCUCCUGGAAACCCCCAGACAUCCAGGGCUCCUUCUGGAAGAGCCCUGAAGCCCCGAUGGACGGGCUGCCCACUUCCGAGAGGGCUGGGAGCCUCCCUACCACACGGCGCUGGAGCCCCGUGGCAGAGUGGGAGUCCUAUCCACACAGGAACUGGGCAGCUCCAGGAUGGGACACCUCUUUCCAGAGAUGCGUGAGCCCCACCGAAGGGCUGAACUCCUUCCCCCAGCGGCCCUGGAGCGCCUCGGCCAGGCAGGCCUCCUGCCCACCGAAGACCUGGGCGUUCCAAGGACGAGACCCCACCUUCCAGAGGCCUGGGAGCCCCCCCGAAAGGUGGGUCCCCAUCCUGCAGCGGUCCUGGAGCGCCUCAGCCGGGCAGGCCUGGGGUCCGCAGAGGGCCUGGACCGCUUCUGAAGACCUGGCGACCUCCGCCCCGAGGCCAUGGAGCCCUCUGGAAAGGCCGAGCCAACUCACUUGGCGGCCUUGGAGUGCCUCCUUCACGCAGGGGCCCAGCCCCCUGUAUCAGGGCAGGGGUCCCCUGCGGACCUCUUCGGGGGCCAAGCUCACCUGGCCGAGGCCCAGCCAGGGUGCCCUUUGGAAUGCGCCUGAGAAGGAGAAUGAGGUGCGGCCACCUCGGUCCUGCCCCAAGCCUCGGGGGGCCCUGGGCCCCCUCCAUGGCUCCGAGUCCCUGCGUGAGUUCAUGCGCCAGAAGACUGUGGCCUGGCGACGGCAGGCCCUAGAGGAGAAGGCCUCGGCCAUGCGCUCGCUGGAGCUCAGAAACCAGAGGCUGCAGGACGCCCACAGGAAGCAGAGGGAGGCCGUGCUGGGCAGAGCCGUCCCUGUGGUCUCCCAGACAACCCCCGGCAUCGUGACCUUCGUCCCGCACGAGGCACAGUCCAGGGACCUGGAAGCGGCCACCGGGCCGAGGGUGCCGGUGCUGCAGUGGAGCAAGGUGACUUCCGGCAUGGUGCUGGGGGACCAGGAGGCCCCAGGCAGCUUCUGCCUGUGUUUGAACAGAGCCUUGAACCCCACCAAGACUCUGGAGGUGGGAGGCCCCCAAGAUGGCUGGGAGGGCGCGCCCCUGCUGAUGCCAGCCAGCUCCUCCCUGGGGCCCCUGAAGUUCCAGGACCUGAGCACGCACUGCCGGAACCCGGGGCUCUGCAUAUACCUGGACCCUGAGGAGUCGGAGCGCCUGGGCAUGCCGGGCCCCCUGCACUUCCGGUACAAGCAGGCCCGGCUGCAGGCCCUGGAGACCAUGGCCAACAUCCUGAAGCAGCGGAUCGACGUCCUGACGGACAAGCUGCGCCGCUCCGAGGCAAUGGAUGCACUGGUAGGGCCUGGCCCGGGGCCGCUGCCCUCCGACGCCAGCACGCCGGCCCGCCCCAGAGCCCUAGUGCCCAACGUGGGCCCAGGGGCGCCCUGGGACUGGGCAGGGCUGCGGGCCAGGCCGCUUCUCUCCACCACCGGCUUCCGGGACACAGAGACGGCGCGCUGGAGCCCUGGCUGGGAGCGGCCGCAGAGCGCGAGCCCCAGGGCCCGCCACGCCAGUGAGCCCAUAGGUUUCACGGACAAUGGACGCUCUGAGCUGGAUGGGAGGCUGGCAAGAAACGUGGCUUCUUUCCAGGCCCUCAGCCCCUUCGCAGGGAGCUUCUGCCUGUGUUUGAACAGAGCCUUGAACCCCACCAAGACUCUGGAGGUGGGAGGCCCCCAAGAUGGCUGGGAGGGCGCGCCCCUGCUGAUGCCAGCCAGCUCCUCCCUGGGGCCCCUGAAGUUCCAGGACCUGAGCACGCACUGCCGGAACCCGGGGCUCUGCAUAUACCUGGACCCUGAGGAGUCGGAGCGCCUGGGCAUGCCGGGCCCCCUGCACUUCCGGUACAAGCAGGCCCGGCUGCAGGCCCUGGAGACCAUGGCCAACAUCCUGAAGCAGCGGAUCGACGUCCUGACGGACAAGCUGCGCCGCUCUGAGGCAAUGGAUGCACUGGUAGGGCCUGGCCCGGGGCCGCUGCCCUCCGACGCCAGCACGCCGGCCCGCCCCAGAGCCCUAGUGCCCAACGUGGGCCCAGGGGCGCCCUGGGACUGGGCAGGGCUGCGGGCCAGGCCGCUUCUCUCCACCACCGGCUUCCGGGACACAGAGACGGCGCGCUGGAGCCCUGGCUGGGAGCGGCCGCAGAGCGCGAGCCCCAGGGCCCGCCACGCCAGUGAGCCCAUAGGUUUCACGGACAAUGGACGCUCUGAGCUGGAUGGGAGGCUGGCAAGAAACGUGGCUUCUUUCCAGGCCCUCAGCCCCUUCGCAGGGAGCUCACUCGGGGUGCCGGCCACGCCAGACCCCCGCGGCGGCUCCCUGCGGCUGGAAGAGACGCGCUCGGCCAGAGGGGCAGGCUUGGUCGCGCCCUGGACCCUCCGGAGCUGUGGUAAGGGCAAGCCUGUGCAUAGGACCUGGGCUAGCUGGUCGGGUGGCCAGGGAGGUCCUCUGGGGACCCCCUCCACUGCCUGAUGCUCAGCGAGCCUCUGGGUGUAGAGAGGUCCUUUCUUAUGUGGAGCGUAUCCACGCAUCAGUAUUAAAGCUUUUUGGAGGCUUUCGGGGCCCAGCUGCUUGCUCUGUGCUCCUGCCACGCCUCUGUCCUGACUUCACCCUUGCCCUCACGAGGGUCGAAGGCUUGCUUCAUCCACAGCUCUGCUCCCGGGGCCCAGCCUUCUGCCUUCUCUUCUGCUGCCAGAGGGUUUUCGUUUCUGGUUACAGUUGAGACUUGCCCAGAACCCCGGAGCUGGUGCAUAGCUGGGGCCGUGGGGGUGAGGCGCCGGCUGGGUACCCUCCUGGGUUCAGACCUUUAUGCUGGCAGCGUGCAGAGUGGAGCAU
Molecule: messenger RNA, 4453 nt
Organism: Odocoileus virginianus texanus
Lineage: Eukaryota; Metazoa; Chordata; Mammalia; Artiodactyla; Cervidae
Source: RefSeq, a predicted model, not a curated record